Molecule: messenger RNA, 810 nt
Organism: Eimeria necatrix
Lineage: Eukaryota; Apicomplexa; Conoidasida; Eucoccidiorida; Eimeriidae
Product: SAG family member
Exons: 5
Coding region: 1-810 (269 amino acids)
Source: RefSeq, a predicted model, not a curated record
AUGACUCACGUAGGGUUGUUGGCGUGUUAUGCUGGCCUUCUCGCCAGUGCCGCCGCACCACACUUCUCAUUGGCGCUUUCCCUUCGUUCUGGCACAGCAACGUCUCAGCAAAGCAGCCUCCGCACAAAUAUAGUUGUAGCCGACCAAGAUUCACCAGUUACGGCGCCCACAGCAGCUGACAAAACUGAUGAUUGCCUGACCAUCAUAAACAAGCUGAGAAGCGAAAAUCUCAAGGACCUGUUGGGAAGCGUUACCAAGGCAGUGGAAAACGAAGUGACUGAAAGCCUGAAGAAAAUCGGAAAAACGGAUACGCAAAACCUCACUUCCGCGACAAUUGCAGUGAAACUCGCGGGCAGCGAUAUCGAAAGCUGUGAAUCGGGCAAGAGCGCAAACGCGACGACGUAUCCCGGACUCGUCAUUCCAUUCACGCAUUCCACAAAUUUCGACUGCGACGCUUUGAUCCAGGCGACUUACACAGCCGGACUCGAGCACCUCAAACAAUCGAACUUCGAGCCAUCGACAGGAACGUAUGAUGCAACAAAUGCUCCAUUUAAUAACGUAAACGCCAGCAAUGUGGCCUUUCUGCUAUCGGCGGAAAGCACAAAGGUCUCAUGUGCCGCCACCAACAACUGCAAAGCUGGCUACAACGUUUUAUUCUGCUACUUCAUAGAUCCACUUCAAGCUGGACAAAAGCCUUUCACAACUGAGCUUUACAAUGCCCUCUGGGGAUUGGAAGCAGGCGCAGCGUCCAUCUCAGUUCCCAGCGUCUCCACCGUUCUUUUGGUCCUCGCUCUGAUCAUUCGCACUUGA